Molecule: messenger RNA, 6103 nt
Organism: Sabethes cyaneus
Lineage: Eukaryota; Metazoa; Arthropoda; Insecta; Diptera; Culicidae
Gene: Ddr
Product: discoidin domain-containing receptor tyrosine kinase B
Exons: 17
Coding region: 2151-4973 (940 amino acids)
Biological process (GO): protein phosphorylation; positive regulation of kinase activity; multicellular organism development
Cellular component (GO): signaling receptor complex
Molecular function (GO): ATP binding; collagen binding; protein tyrosine kinase collagen receptor activity
Source: RefSeq, a predicted model, not a curated record
GCGGUUUUACAUACCUGUUCAUAUACCAUUGCAUUGCAUACAGAGGUGUAAGAAAUUCAUUGCAGAAUUCAGUAUCCUGUUGUAGCAGCAGCUAGUAACCUGAUACACCACGGACAUAGGUACAAACGGGUGUGUCGGAAGCCCACAGUGCAGCGGAUACACAGGUUGAAUGUUCCACAAAUCACCGGUGUGGUGGCAAAGGAGGGCGGGCGGCUACAAUAGCAGCAACAGGAUUCAACCAGGGCCUAGAGCUGUUUGCCACAGUAACCAGUGAUAUUUGGUGGAAAAUUCUUACAUGGCCCUCGAUCGAUACGGCUUUCGUUUCUAGACCGGAGUGACGACGAGAAGGUGCGACGAAAAGCUUUCAGUGGCGGUUUUGUAACGUCGUUGUUAUUAUUUUUUAAUUUGCAUAAAUUAAAAGAACCGAGCAGAAAUGAUAAAAGUGUAACGGUUUAUGGGCACCGCUCACGAAACAACAGGACUAACCAAAGUGGAAGUUUUUUCCGGUCCUGCACGGCCUUCAACGUUCAAGUGGAUUUACUGUAAGUCUGUGCUCGUGCUCGGUAGUGAUUCACGGCACGGGAGGAACCUUUUCCAGUGUUGUUCUUUCAACAAUCAAUGCUCGAACAUCUGGCGGUGAAAUAUAUCGUUCCGGUGCGUUCGCUAGUAGUGCGUAGUGGAAAAUUUUGCGUGGCGUGACAAUCGGGAAAAACGGUGAUAUAAUUUGUUUGAAACAAAAGUUUCAUCGCGGUUUUCGGGAGAGGUGUAGAAAGAAAACGGUACCAGGACGAAGUCAGAUUGCCCAUCAGCAGCAGACAACAAGGCUCAAGCAUUAUUUAUGUCAAUUUACAUUGCACACACCCCAUUUGUAAUUAUCCGAACGCUGAGAGGCAAACCACUUCAGAUUUCGAGUAUACUAAUGUGUGUUUGGCUAGUGUCGAUGCUGAUAUUUGUGCCAUAGUUCCGGGACCAACUGGCCUCAUCGUCGGUGUUUAAUAUCAAUUAUAGUGCCAUCGUAUUAAUUAUAUCAGCGGUGACACACAAAGUGCCCCCGAGGUUGCAUUUUGAGCCUCCUGGUGGUGACCGGAAUCCAUGGAGUUUGGCCAUGAAUAAAUCAUCCGGUGUACACAGCUAGGCGCAGCUCGUAAGGAAUUUUAUUAAUUGGACCUAGUGCGGUGCAGUGCGGUACGGUACGGUGCGGUGGCCAGCUUCUGCUUCGGAACCGGGUGCGAUAAAUUGAUUCUAGCCGGUAAUCCGAGUGAGAAUGCCGUGUAUGCUUAAUUAUUAUUAGAUCACGAGUAGCUGCGGUUGACCAUAAAAUCAGUGACCACAUAACGCGAUUCAGGAUUCGGAAUCCUAGUUCUAGUCCUCCUAGGAAAUAGUUUGCAAGACCGGAACGGAAUUUCUCUCAAGUGUAUGUGUUUGUGUCUGUGCCAGUGAUCGAGGAGAUUUUUCGAGUGCUACACUGUCGAGAAGCACCAAAUCCCCGAUCCGAUUAGCCUCGAGAUCUGGAAUCACUCAAGUGCUGUCUAGGCAGGAAGUUGGUACAUGCGUGCGCUGAUGUGUGGGUGUUCGUUCGUUACCAUAUCAAUCAACGCAGUUUGGUGGCGUAAAAAUUGCCCGAUGAGCCGAGGAGAAAUGCUUCAGUGAUAAGAUUAUCUACUUACAAGAUAUCAUUUUCGAAAUUCGACCAUCGCUGCCAGUGCUAAAGUGAUUGAGUGCGGUGAAGAUUCGAUUUGAUUUGGCGAUACGGUGCUAGUGAUAACAAAGUUGAUGUGUUAUUGAUUGAUUUUGCUUGGUUUUUUUUCGGGAAAACCUAUCGAAUAAGGUGCAAAAGGAGAAGAACAAGAAAGAUUUCGGUCGCGUUAAUCAAAUCACAAGACCGUGGCUAGCCGAAGGAAGCAACAUGCCAAACGACGGUGAACCGCACAAAGUUUAAUACCGAACAGAAAUCAUAUUGACGACGACAAACCGCCGACCGCCUCCGGUGCAGCCCACAGCACACAUACACACCACACACGAGGUCCACGUCAGGUCGCCGUGGUCACGAAUUGUGCCACUGUCGGAAGUGUCGGAUCAGUAAGUGCAAAUUAGGUUGCUGUCGGUGUAGGUUGAGCUCUCAACAUUAGAACACAGGUUCCACGCGAAAAAUGGCAGUCAUUCGAUCGCCGGAAGUGCUCGUCAACGCCGUCACCUGGUGGAACAAAUUCGUGCUGGUGCUCAUCUUCCUCGAGGUGUUUUUGCACGUCGAGACACUGGAUUUGGAAAAAUGCAAAAAUCCAUUAGGGAUGGAGUCCGGAGCGAUUAACGAUUCGCAGAUAACGGCCAGCUCAGCCCACGACAUCGGCAAUGUGGGACCCCAGCACGCCAGAUUGAAAGUAGACAACAAUGGAGGCGCCUGGUGUCCGAAGCACAUGGUGUCGCGGAAUCUGAACGAGUACCUGCAGAUCGAUUUGCAGAAAAUGCACGUGGUCACGGCCAUCAAGACGCAGGGCCGCUUCGGCAAGGGCCAAGGCCGGGAGUACACCGAGGCGUACGUGCUCGAGUACUGGCGGCCUGGCUUUAGCAAGUGGAAACGGUGGAAGAACACCCGGGAUAACGAGAUUCUAUUGGGCAAUACUAACACCUACAGCGAAGUGGAGAAUAUUCUGCAGCCAAUUAUCUAUGCUUCAAAAAUACGCAUUUAUCCGUACAGUCAGUACGACCGAACGGUUUGCCUGAGAGCAGAGAUCAUCGGGUGCGAGUGGGAUGAAGGAUUAGUUUCCUACAGCAUCCCCAAGGGCGUGAUCCGUGGAAUGGAGGUCGACCUCUCGGAUCGAACGUACGACGGCGAAGAAGAGGGCGACCGGCUAGUUGGUGGCCUCGGUCAGCUGGUAGACGGCCAGAAGGGAGCCGAUAACUUUCGCAUCGACAUUCACGGUUUCGGGAAGGGUUACGACUGGGUCGGCUGGCGCAAUGAUUCACUCGGCUGGGCCGGAAAGCCGGUUGAGAUGGUGUUUGAGUUCGACACGGUGCGGAACUUUAGCGCCAUGGUGCUGCACACCAACAACAUGUUCAGCAAGGACGUACAGGUAUUCCUCCAUGCGAAAGUUUUCUUCAGCAUCGGCGGUCAGCACUUCAGCGGUGAACCGGUGCACUUCUCUUACAUGCCGGAUACGAUAAUGGAGGGCGCUCGUGAUGUCACGAUCAAGUUGCAUCACCGCAUCGGACGGUUCAUCCAGAUUCACCUCUACUUCGCCAUGCGGUGGAUUAUGCUCAGCGAAAUAUCGUUCAUUUCAAAUACCGUAAUUGGCAAUUUCUCCGACGAGGAAGUGAGCGGAAAUUCAAUUUCACAGGAAAAUUCUAUCGAAUAUCCACUGCAGCGAGACGAAGUACAAACGACCAGCAAGGGUGAACGGAAUCAUGUAACGCAAAUCAUAUCACCAAAACCGAUCGACCAGGAGCCGGAGCCACACUUUGUCGGCGUCAUCAUUGCGGUGCUGACCACCAUCAUUCUGCUGCUGAUCGUCGUCAUCCUGUUCAUCGUUGCGAAGAACAAACGCACCCGAACGGCGGCUGUUCUCGACGCGCUGCAGCAUAAUUUGCAUACCGACAGCCUGGGGAUUGAUAAACGACUGAACAGUAAUUUCAAGGUGUCGAUAGACGACAACGAAUCAAUUGACAAGAGUAGUUUGUACCACGAACCGUUCAAUGUCAACAUGUACACUAGCGCCGCUAGUGGGUGCUCGAUGAACGACAUGCAGCGACAUCACAUCACUCCGGACUAUACAGAUGUUCCCGAUAUCGUGUGCCAGGAAUAUGCUGUGCCGCAUAUGCAGGACCUAAUACCGAAGAUUCCCGGCGGCUACGUGAGCGUCCGGCUGACACCGCCAACGUUGAACAAUAUCUUCCCGAAACCACCGCCAGUGCCCCCACCACCGGAGAAGUAUUACGCGGCCACGGCCAUCUGCAAAUCGUCGACCGCUCCAACGACUCCCUCCAGUACCGGCAAUCACCAGCAGCAGCAGCAGCAACAACAGCAACUAAGCGCUUACAGCGAUCUGGAUCACGGUGUCUCGGACGAUGAUUUACAGCUCAGCGAGUAUCCCCGGGAUAAGCUUGUGAUAGUGGAGAAGCUCGGCUGCGGCGUGUUUGGCGAGCUACAUCUCUGCGAAACCAAAGGAUACAGCUCCAGCCUGGUUGCGGUGUCAACGUUGCGUCCUGGAGCGUCCGAGCACGUGAAGAAGGAGUUCCGAGCGAAAGCCAAGCAACUGAGCCGACUCAACGAUCAGAACAUAGUGAAACUGAUCGGUGCCUGUCUGAAGGACGAGCCGAUUUGUAUCGUUUUAGACUACAAAUUCAGCACGGACCUAAACCAAUUCCUGCAGGAGCACACGGCCGAAACCGGUUCGCUGGUGCAGCAUAAUUCGUUAAGCUACGGAUGUUUAAUUUACAUCGCAACACAAAUAGCCUCCGGUAUGAAGUAUCUAGAGCAAAUGAAUGUAGUGCAUCGUGAUUUAGCAGCUAGGAGUUGUUUAGUAGGACCACAACUGGAGAUAAAAAUCUGUACACUAGGAACUGUGAUAAACCGCAUUGCAUAUCCCGCAGACUACUGUCACCUGGAGGGAGCUGGAAGACAAUCACAACCGAUGCCGAUCCGGUGGAUGGCAUGGGAGAGCGUACUGAUGGGCAAGUUUACAUCCAAGUCUGAUGUGUGGUCGUUCGCCGUGACGCUGUGGGAGAUCCUCACGUUCGCCCGGGAGCAACCCUUCGAGAACCUGAGCGACGAGAAGCUGAUCGAGAAUAUUGGACACACGUACCAGGACAACAAGAAACACAUCCUGCUACCGAUUCCGGUCGGUUGUCCACGCGAAAUCUACGACCUAAUGUGCGAAUGCUGGCAGCGCAACGAAAACAGCCGGCCAAACUUCCGGGAAAUUCAUCUAUUUUUGCAGCGGAAAAAUCUCGGGUACAAACCAACUGCUUCUUUUUAGAACCAAACAAAAAAUCACAACCAAUCCUGCACUAGCCAACUUCAUCACACCAUCAUCUUUUGUGUUCUGACAUCCGUGUAUAUUGUAGUAAAUAGCCGUGCGUAUAACUAUUUUGCAUCGUUUUGAUUAUUGUAUCAACUAUGAUUUUCUAGAGAUAACUUUCUUUUGACAUUUCUGAUUAGUUCAGCCGAUUCGUGAAUGUGUUGCGUUCGAUAGAAUUUGUUUUGCGUUCCAUUUUCGGUUCGAAUGUAUAUUUUGUAGCGUUUAAUGUGUAGAGUUGCCAAUCAGCAAACCAAACUAACUUCGCCUUAACAAUUCUCUCCGAUUUUUAUAGUGAAUACUUUCAUCACAUCUAAGAAUGAUACGAAUUGCAACAAGCUAGCGGAAAAAGUACGAAUUUAAGAAACUCAAUAAAUUGUUAUAGCACUCAAGCAAACGAACACAAAACAAAACUAGGACAAUGCAGCAGUAUAAAUCCAAGAUGGAUGCAGGCAUCGUAGUAUGCGAAAACAAAAUGUGGCAUGUUGAAACGACAAGGCCCUUAAAAAUGCUCUUAAUGCAUGGAACAAUCAAGAGAUGACGAGAGACUUUGAAGGAACAUAAUCCUACUAUUGAAUUCUUUGAAAAUGCGAAACGAACAACAACAUAAGUAAAGUUUAUGCACAUACAACGUAAUUGUGAUCCCUGAUUCUAUAGGUGUAAAAAGUAAAUUUAAUUACGAGCAAGUGUUGAAACGCGAAUUUGUCAACUUACUAGUUAUAAUUGGAAUGCACACGUAAAGCUCACAUACACGAAACAACAAAAAUCAUACACACACACUAUUAGACAGUACGCUACACGAAAAAAAAACAAAAACAACUCAUCCCUCGGUGACGAUAAAUGUUUACCAGCUUUACGAGUCAUUAAUUAAUUGAAAAAAAAAAUCGGCAACUAGUGCUAAUCAUUUAAUUAUUCAACAUCAAGGUGUUUAACUUUUACGAGUGAAAAACGAUUGCAGUUGGCGCGUUAAAACUAUAACUAAACCUUUUUUUUUUUAAAUCAUUUUCCUAUUACCAUUUUGAUACUUAGUAGGCGAUUUUUUUAUUACUUGUCAACUUGCGUGUUUACAUAUUGGAAUACAUAAAUAGUCC